AAGAAGAUCGAAAACUGUGACGUAUUUCACAAGGAACACAUGGAAGCAACAGAAUGAUUUUGUCCUCCUAAAACUAAAAUGCACUUCACUGUUUCAAUAACAAACAGUUAAAGUUAUUCCAUUGAAGACGAUAUUUUCCAGAGGCAAAAGGGAUGAGAUUUAUUUGCACACGUAUGUCAAGGACAUAUGCUUGGAUUUGAUCAGUUUCAGGAUUGAAAAGCCGGUGAAUGUUAUUCAAUUUAACCACGUUCUAUAUACGUCUUUGAUUUAACAAAAGCUUAAUGUUCUUCCAACAUGUCGACAAUAAUGAAGAAGCUGAAGUACCUGGAGUUCCCCGACUGUACUCGUGAAGCACUGUCCUACCUGGCCACAUGCUUCUCCUCCCAGGAGGGGGCUGCUAUACCCGGCCUCGGGGGUGGGGCCGAGAACUUCGCCGCUGAUGUUUGCAAUGAAUACAUACUCUUCAGGACGAGGAAGAAGAAAAAGAAAUUGAGUGCCAUUCAGGAACUCCAGUUGUUAGAGAUGCUGUGUACAUGCUUCAAAGAAACCCCAACGAAGAGCAAAUAUCAUAUUUUCAAUUUGAUCUUUGGGGGUAGGGGUGACAACUCCAGCAACACUUUGCUGACAAAGCUGGUUUCUAUGGCUCUAUCUGUAAGCUGCAGCCCUGUGUUGGAUUGUGCUGCUAUCUGGAUGCAGGAGAGAGGUGCAGACAGCCCCUGUGUGCUGGACCUAAGUCAGAGGGUUGUGGAGGAUUACUGUCUUCUCUUCCCUAGUCCCUCUCAAGUCUUCCUCAAACUCCCAUCAGUCUCCCCGCUGUUUGUCUGUAACUUCAUAGCAUCAGUGACUUCCAUACACACCCUUGUAGACAAGACCAAGAUCCUGCCCCAGAUGUUACUGGAACAUGUCACGGAGUGGAUCACGGAGGACUGCACGCUGUGUUGCGAGUCAGUGCGACAAGUCAGCAUCCACAACACCUACUGUUCUCCGAUCCCAGGACUCACAGGCUGGUGUGUGCGGGGGCCAAUCAUCUUCAACAUGCUGCGCGACUGUAAACCACGCAACAUCUCGCAGGAGAAUAUUACCAAGACAUUGAGUAUACUUUCCAAACUGCAUCUGGGGCUGCUUCAGAGUCUGCAGUUCUGUGAAAACACACAUAUGUCUCAGUAUCUGUUGACAGUAGGAGAUGUGAUGAAUAUUCUCAACUCGGUGGUUUACCUGCAGAAGAAGGCGGGGCUUGCAGCUGAUGACCCUGACCUUCACACUGCCAUUGAGAGAUUGGCACAAGUGAUGCAGGUUGCUAUUGUUAGUGGCUGUCUCAGAAUGGAUAGAGGCAACUUCCAGGAACUGAGAUCUAUAGUGUCCACAUAUCUUCCCCCAAACCGAUUGCUUCACAUGGUUCUACAUAAUCUUGGAGGAGAAGAGACUCCAAUGGAUAUCAGGUGAUCAUGUGACGAUCUGGUGAUCAUGUGACGGUCUCGUGAUCAUGUGAUGACCUUGUGACCAUGUUUGGUAUCAUCUUGAAGAAGAGACUCCGAUGGAUAUCAGGUGAUCAUGUGAUGGUCUUGUGAUGACCUUGUGACCACGUUCGAUAUCAUCUUGCAGGAGAAGAGACUCAAGUGGAUUAGGUUACAGUCUUGUCAUGUUCUACAAGAUCUUUGCGUUGAAGGGACUCUGGAUAUCGUGUGAUCAUGUGUCUUAUGAUCAUGUGACCAACUCAUUAGUCUCACUGCAACUUGAUCAUGGAUUUUAUGAUGUACACAGUACUUUCAAAAUCUGGAGAUGUAUCAUUUAAAGGCAUAUCAUUUUCUUGAGAGUGUAUAAACUUGUGCAUUCAACAGCAAUAGGUGGAAGAGCAGGCUUCGACUGUCAUAAGUAUUUCAGGAUUUACACAGAAAAGAUGGAUCUUUUCCCUGAUGUUUUGAGGAAAAGCUUUGGUCAGGAAUAUUUAUUUCUGAGUACUGUUAAUUAACACCUUUGAUACAUUGCUAUGAAAUAGCAAUCAAAUUGUGUCGCCAGAGAUGUAAUUGCGUUCAUUAUUUUCAUAUAAACUCAUUGUCAAAUUGGA
Messenger RNA from Haliotis rufescens (red abalone), 2065 nucleotides. RefSeq lists its product as uncharacterized. Lineage: Eukaryota; Metazoa; Mollusca; Gastropoda; Lepetellida; Haliotidae. The record is from RefSeq and is a predicted model, not a curated record. The coding region runs from base 295 to 1443 and encodes 382 amino acids. The transcript is spliced from 7 exons.